Molecule: messenger RNA, 2847 nt
Organism: Dipodomys spectabilis (banner-tailed kangaroo rat)
Lineage: Eukaryota; Metazoa; Chordata; Mammalia; Rodentia; Heteromyidae
Product: lysosomal membrane ascorbate-dependent ferrireductase CYB561A3
Exons: 5
Coding region: 261-1070 (269 amino acids)
Cellular component (GO): lysosomal membrane
Molecular function (GO): oxidoreductase activity
Source: RefSeq, a predicted model, not a curated record
GAUACCCUGGCGCAUUACCAGCGGCCACGUCCAAGCCCCUGGACUACAUUUCCCAAGAGGCCGUGCGCGCGCCACCGGAGGUGUUGCCGGGCUAUAAAAGCCGGGGUGGCGUUGUCGGAGGGUGGCAGCUAGCUGAAUGUAGGUUCCCGGGAUUCUACGUGCUUCUUGUAAGAGACCCCGGAGUGGCCCGCCUCUCGUCGCCCGGCGCCGGAGACUUCAGUCCCCUGUGUCCCACUGUGGUUAGGGGAGUUUUGAUCAGAAUGGCUUUGGGAUGCUUUUACCUGUCCUGCCUGGUGCUGGGCUCCCUGGGCUCCAUGUGCAUCCUCUUCACCACCUAUUGGAUGCAGUACUGGCGUGGUGGCUUUGCCUGGGAUGGCAGCUUGCACAUGUUCAACUGGCAUCCUGUGCUCAUGGUGUCUGGCCUGGUGGUGCUCUACGGAGCUGCAUCACUGGUGUACCGCCUACCUGCAUCCUGGGUGGGGCCCAAGCUGCCCUGGAAGCUCCUCCAUGCAGCCCUGCACCUGAUGGCCUUCAUCCUCACCGUGGUGGGGCUGGUUGCUGUCUUCCAGUUUCACAGCCAUUCAAAAAUCGCCCAUCUCUACUCCCUGCACAGCUGGCUGGGCCUCACCACUGUUGUCCUCUUCGCCUGCCAGUGGUUCCUGGGCUUUGCUGUCUUCCUCCUUCCCUGGGCGUCGUUGUGGCUGCGCAGCUUCCUGAAACCCAUCCAUGUCUUCUUUGGAGCCUCCAUCCUCUCUCUGUCCAUUGCAUCUGUCAUUUCCGGCAUUAACGAGAAGCUUUUCUUCAGUUUGAAGAACGUCACUCGGCCAUAUUCCAGCCUGCCCAGCGAGGCUGUCUUCGCUAACACCACUGGGCUGCUGGUGGUGGCCUUUGGGCUUCUGGUUCUCUAUGUUCUUCUGGCUUCGUCAUGGAAACGUCCCGAGCCGGGGAUCCUGACUGACAGACAGGUAUGGCUGAGUGUCACCCAUUCCAGCGUGGGGCAGGCCAGAUCUAGAGGAAGACUACCCAAGAAAGACUUGAGCCUUGCCAAGAAGACUGAUCAUGUAGUCUGAUGGGAAAGCAAACAGCUUGAUGGUGAAAUUAGGGGGGCCUGCAGAGACACUGGUAUGAGUGACUCAUCCCAGAAAAUGGAGCAAAUAGGGCUCCUUGAACUUUCCUUCCCAAUUUUCAUGAGAGAACACAAAGCUUCCCCUUCGCCAAGAAAGGACUUGAGCAGAGUGAGGGGUGUGGUACUUCUGCACUGCCAGCUUUGGUGUGGGACUAGUGCUUGGUGACUACUUGAGAGCAGGUUGUGCCUGUCCUUAGCCACUUAGACAUCUCUUAGAUGUAAGGAGAUGGGAGUGUGUGCCAGCCUCUGGGACGUUGGGGCUUCCUUGACCAAUCUGGUUGGUGGCUUGGCAGGAGAUCACCUGCAGGAUGGGGAUCUAUCUGGGCAGCUCAGGCCUGGUGUGGCUCCUGCAGGUCAGGAGGCAUUUUGACAUCAUGUCUUAACCUCUAUGCGUCUGCCUUCUUUCAGCCCCUGUUGCAUAAUGGGGAGUGAAGCAGGAAGGGGCUACGGGAAGUCAGCGGUGCAGUCUGUCCUCCCCAGAAACGGCUGUACUUGGGCUCCUCCUGGCCUCAACUUCUCCUUACCUCGGUGGCAGCCUGCUCUCUCCAGCCACUUCCUGCCCACCUGCAGUUCCUGGUGGCUUUGGCUUCUCCGCAUUGACUUAUCGGAUCCUGCAUUUGUUGAGGAUCUUCCUUGCCCUGGUCACUCAUGUGGGGUCUGCUUGGUCUGCAGGGGUUGGGCUAAUCUCCCCUAAGAGUCUUAGUGGGGACGUGGGAGAAAAAUCCUGACAGCUCAGAAAAGCUCCCUCGAGUGCAGUCCAUGCUUUAACACGUGGUAAGAGGGAGACAACUUUCCCCUUGGAGGAGCGCAUUGCAUUUCCUCUGCACUGUCCCUCUGCCUGCCUCUUGCCUAGGUGUGCAGGUGGGCAGAGGACUCAAGGUAACUCACUGAAGGGAGUUGGCAGUGGAGCAGAGAAGCCGAGGGCCAAGUGUUCUGAGAUGGUAUGUGUGUGACUGUGUGGCUCUACCUCUUCUAGCUGCUCCUUCAGCUGCGGCCUGGAUCCUGCCCUCUCCCCGUGACUUACAUGCCUGUUGCUGUCAGGCAGCCAUGGUAACUUGCUCUCCAAGAAUAAUCUGCCCCUUGAGUCCCAAGAGAUGAGUAGCAGUGGUUUCUGAGGCCUUCCUUUCUUACCUCUUGCUGUGUGUGGGUCUUCCUGCCAGCCCCUGGCCAGGUCCAACCUAUCUUCCCUCUCCAGUCUACCAUGAAAGCCAAGGUCAUUGUUGCAAAGCAUUGUUCCCAGCAGCCCUGGGAGUUGCUUCCACCUUCAGAGACUUUUCUUGCUGAGAAGUAGGCUGCUUUGCCUGCACUAUGACAGCUGCUUGGCUGGCCAAACCCUGCUUCCCCGGCUGUUGCAGAACACGAGCUUUGCUCUUCUCCCAGGGAGAAACUUGGGAGAAACUUCUUGCUUCUCGAUUCUUUCCUAAGUGCUGCCUUGUGGCUCUUCCUGCCUUCUCCAAAUAAGCACUGCCAGGUCCCUGAUUCCAGGCUUCUGUGCUUAGCAGAUAGCUGGGACGUAAUCUAGGGUUUAGAGAUGAGCACUCCCUGGCAGAUAGUGACCCAGCUAAAUGCACCAGCUCCAGCUGGCAGAGUGUAGCAAGAGGACUGGGCCGGACUUCCUGAUUCAUUCAGUUGAAUGACUGACACGUCUGUGACCAGUGCCCCUUGUUAACAUGUGAGUGGGCAUUUCACUUGAUUUUCAUUAAACAUGUUUUUAAGAAUCA